CUGCUGGGCGGCGGCGGCUGCUGGAUCGGAGCUACCCGGCGGGAGCGGCGUAGGCGCGGGGUCAGUGGCCAGCGCCAACCGGGACAUGGAGCCGUCCGGCGGGGGCCUGGGGCCCGGCCGCGGGACCCGGGACAAGAAGAAGGGUCGGAGCCCGGAUGAGCUGCCUCCGACGGGCGGCGACGGCGGCAAAUCCAAGAAAUUUACUCUGAAGCGGCUCAUGGCAGAUGAGCUGGAGAGAUUUACUAGCAUAAGAAAGAAGGAAAAGGAUAAGUCCAAUUCUGCUCAUAGAAAUUCUUACGUGCCAUACGGAGAUGAUCCCACAGCACUGCCAUUGCCUGAUCAGUCGGAUGAGCAGAUUCUAGUUCUCUUUGAACAGAUGCUGCUGGAUAUGAAUUUGAAUGAGGAGAAACAACAGCCUUUGAGGGAGAAGGACAUUAUCAUCAAGAGGGAGAUGUUGUCCCAGUACUUCCACACCUCCCAGGCCGGCAUGAGCCAGAAGGAGAGCUCUCGGUCGGCUAUGAUGUACAUCCAGGAGCUGAGGUCGGGCUUGCGGGAUAUGCAUCUGCUCAGCUGCUUGGAGUCCCUUCGCGUCUCUCUCAACAACAACCCUGUCAGUUGGGUUCAGACGUUUGGUGCUGAGGGUCUGGCCUCUUUACUGGACAUCCUCAAACGACUUCUGGACGAGAAAGAUGAGACUUCUAGCCGGAACAAGCAUGAGAUCAUUCGCUGCUUGAAAGCUUUCAUGAACAAUAAGUUUGGAAUCAAAACUAUGUUGGAUACGGAAGAAGGAAUCCUGCUGCUGGUCAGAGCCAUGGACCCUGCUGUUCCUAACAUGAUGAUUGAUGCAGCUAAGCUGCUUUCUGCUCUUUGUAUUCUGCCACAGCCAGAAGACAUGAAUGAAAGGGUUUUGGAGGCCAUGACAGAGAGAGCUGAGCUGGAUGAGGUGGAACGUUUCCAGCCACUGCUGGAUGGGUUGAAAAGCGGGACCUCCAUUGCACUCAAGGUGGGAUGCCUCCAGCUGAUCAAUGCUCUCAUCACGCCAGCAGAAGAACUUGACUUCCGAGUUCACAUCCGAAGUGAGCUGAUGCGUUUGGGGCUGCAUCAGGUUUUACAGGACCUUCGAGAGAUUGAAAAUGAUGAUAUGCGAGUGCAGUUAGUUGUGUUUGAUGAGCACGCAGACGAAGAUUCUGAGGACCUAAAGGGACGGCUGGAUGACAUUCGCAUGGAAAUGGAUGACUCUAAUGAAGUCUUCCAGAUUCUCUUAAAUACAGUGAAGGAUUCAAAGGCAGAAUCACACUUCCUGUCGAUCUUGCAACACCUGCUUUUGGUCCGAAAUGAUUAUGAGGCCAGACCCCAGUACUAUAGGUUGAUUGAAGAAUGUAUUUCCCAGAUAGUCCUACACAAGAAUGGAGCUGAUCCGGACUUCAAGUGCCGACAUCUCCAGAUUGAUAUUGAGGGAUUGAUUGAUCAAAUGAUUGAUAAAACAAAAGUGGAGAAAUCUGAAGCCAAAGCUACAGAGCUGGAAAAAAAACUGGAUUCAGAGUUAACAGCCCGACAUGAACUGCAGGUAGAAAUGAAAAAGAUGGAAAGUGAUUUUGAACAGAAACUUCAGGAUCUUCAGGGAGAAAGGGAUUCACUGGAUUCAGAAAAGCAGCAAAUUGCGACCGAGAAACAGGAACUGGAAGCAGAGAUGUCCCAGCUCACUGGAGAGGUUGCCAAGCUGACAAAAGAACUGGAAGAUGCCAAGAAACAAAUGGCUUCCCUCUCUGCUGCAGCUGCUUCUGUUCCUAUUAGUGCUACUGUUCCCCCUGCCCCACCCCCACCUCCUCUUCCCGGAAGCAGUACCAUUCCUCCUCCCCCACCACCUCCUCCUUUACCUGGGGGUGUUGCCAUCCCCACAGCCCCUCCUUUGCCUGGAAGUACUUCUGUUCCCCCACCCCCUCCUUUACCUGGGGGUGCUGCCAUCCCCCCACCUCCUCCUUUACCUGGGGGUGCUGCCAUCCCCCCACCUCCUCCUUUACCUGGGGGUGCUGCCAUCCCCCCACCCCCUCCUUUACCUGGGGGUGCUGCCAUCCCCCCACCUCCUCCUUUACCUGGGAGUGCUGCCAUCCCCCCACCUCCUCCUUUACCUGGGGGUGCUGCCAUCCCCCCACCCCCUCCUUUGCCUGGAGGUGCUGCCAUCCCCCCACCUCCUCCUCCUUUACCCGGAGGACCUGGAAUACCCCCUCCUCCUCCCCCUCUUCCUGGUGGUCCUGGAAUUCCUCCACCCCCUCCAUUUCCUGGAGGCCCUGGAAUUCCUCCACCUCCACCUGGAUUGGGUGUGCCUCCCCCUCCACCUUUUGGGUUGGGUGUGCCUGCAGUCCCAGCUCUGCCAUUUGGAUUAGCUCCCAAAAAAGUUUAUAAGCCAGAAGUACAACUCCGGAGGCCAAACUGGUCCAAGUUUGUAGCUGAGGACCUUUCCCAGGACUGCUUCUGGACCAAGGUGAAGGAAGACCGCUUUGAGAACAGUGAACUUUUUGCCAAGCUGACCCUCACCUUCUCUGCCCAGACCAAGACUUCCAAAGCCAAGAAAGACCAGGAAGGUGGAGAAGAGAAAAAAUCUGUACAGAAGAAAAAAGUCAAAGAGUUAAAGGUGUUGGACUCCAAAACAGCUCAGAAUCUCUCCAUCUUUCUGGGGUCCUUCCGCAUGCCCUACCAAGAGAUCAAGAAUGUUGUCCUGGAGGUGAAUGAGGCUGUUCUUACUGAGUCCAUGAUCCAGAACCUCAUUAAGCAGAUGCCAGAGCCAGAGCAGUUGAAGAUGCUUUCUGAGCUCAAGGAUGAAUAUGAUGACCUGGCUGAGUCCGAGCAGUUUGGCGUGGUGAUGGGCACCGUGCCCCGUCUGCGGCCUCGCCUCAAUGCCAUUCUCUUCAAGCUGCAGUUCAAUGAGCAGGUGGAGAACAUCAAGCCAGAGAUUGUGUCUGUCACUGCUGCAUGUGAAGAGCUGCGCAAGAGCAACAGCUUCUCCAGUCUUCUGGAGCUUACCCUGCUGGUAGGAAACUACAUGAACGCUGGCUCCAGGAACGCUGGGGCUUUUGGCUUCAACAUCAGCUUCCUCUGUAAGCUCCGGGACACGAAGUCCACAGAUCAGAAGAUGACACUGCUACACUUUUUGGCCGAAUUGUGUGAGAAUCAGUAUCCUGAUGUCCUCAAGUUUCCAGAUGAGCUGGCCCAUGUGGAGAAAGCCAGCCGAGUUUCUGCUGAGAACUUGCAAAAGAACCUUGAUCAGAUGAAGAAACAGAUUGCUGACGUGGAAAGGGAUGUUCAGAAUUUUCCAGCUGCCACAGAUGAAAAAGACAAGUUUGUUGAGAAGAUGACUAGCUUUGUGAAAGAUGCGCAGGAACAGUACAAUAAGCUGCGAAUGAUGCAUUCCAACAUGGAAAACCUCUAUAAGGAGCUAGGUGACUACUUCCUCUUUGACCCCAAGAAGUUGUCUGUGGAAGAAUUCUUCAUGGACCUGCACAACUUUAAAAAUAUGUUUUUGCAAGCGGUCAAGGAGAACCAGAAGCGGCGAGAGACAGAAGAAAAGAUGCACCGAGCCAAACUAGCCAAGGAGAAGGCAGAGAAAGAGCGGCUGGAGAAGCAGCAGAAGAGAGAGCAACUCAUCGACAUGAAUGCAGAGGGUGAUGAGACAGGUGUGAUGGACAGCCUUCUAGAAGCCCUGCAGUCUGGGGCCGCAUUCCGGCGUAAGAGAGGCCCUCGCCAGGGCAACAGGAAGACCGGCUGUGCAGUCACAUCUGUGCUAGCUUCAGCGCUGACCAAGGAGGACGCCAUGACUGCCGUUCCAGCCAAGCUGCCCAAGACCAGCGAGGGCGCACUCACCAUCCAUGAGGAAGCCAAGGAGUUGGUUGGCCGUGCAAGCUAGGCUGGGGCCCAGGGCCACAGCAGCUCCGACUGCGGCCUGCCCUGCAGCAGGUGCCUAGGGGGUCACAGGGGCCACUCCCGCCAUCCUGACCCAGUCUCUCUCUGGCCUGCUGCCCUCUGAACGUUACAGCUUCUGUGGCCGGGAGGAAAGGGUGGCCUGAGGGAGGCCUGGGCCCAGCCCGGCCAGCCCUGGCUGCUCUCUUACCAAAGCAGGGUCUGUGUUAGCUGCCUUAACCCUGUCUCUCCUGUUACUCAGAGGGCUGUGUCCUAUGAGGCCCAUCCAGCCUGCUUGCCCAGCCACAUUUCCCUUAGGUCGGUCUUGCUGAUUGGUGUUUUCUUUUGUGGUUUUUGGGCCCUGAGAACAGCAUGGAGCUUACCAACCCUUGGUCAAGGUCAUUCCUCUUUUCUGCUGUCACCUCUGCUCUUCCCCUCCCUCUCCUGGCUUUUGUUAUUUAUUAUUAGUGGUGUGACACUGGGAAGUGGGCAGCAAAUCCCACCUUGACCCCACCUUUCUGGGAAAGGCCUCCCAAAACGCAAAGGAUCUAGACCACUGGAACCAGUUCCCACAGUGGCCCGUGCCAGAGUCUGGGCAGGUAGGCUAGCGGGGCACGGUGCCCCUGAGGUGGAGCCUACCUCCAGCCUGCCGCCCUACCUGUGCCCGCACCUCUGCACCAACCUCAAGGCUCCCCCUGCUCCCUUCCUCAGAGCAUCACCACGUGGAGUGUGGGCUGUAAUGUGACCAUCCCAACACCUCACCCACCCUUCUGUCUCCAAGGCAAUGGGAGGAGGAGCCUCCUGGCUAAGAAAUUGUUUUGCAAAUGGAUCUAUUUUUGUAUGAAAAGAGAAAAAAAAGCUGUUUUUUUAAAGAAAAACCCUUCCCUUUCCCCUCAGUCUGAGAUUCUGAUGGCAGGUUCCAGACUUCCACAAUUUUUCCCUGAAAGCCUCAGUCCUGACUGGCUGCUAAGUCUUGGCGCUGACCCUAUGCACCCUGGGGCCAAGGCAGACUGCCUCUGCCCACUCCAGCUGUGGGGCAGGAGGAGCCAAUCUGAUUGAGCUGGGCCAAGGCUAAGCACUGCAGGAGCUGCGGGGCAACCAUAUUGUAGAAAUGUAAUCAAUUUAUCAAGCCAAAUGUACGAUGCUAGCUGGGCAAGGAGGCAAAGGGGGCGCUCCUGCACACUGCACCCCCAGGCUCCCUUCUCCGGAGUGGACACAUGGAAUUGACUGGGAACCCCAGCUGCAUCCAGGAAGCUCACACAUACUUGGGGUCAGGUGGCACUUCGGUCCUCCAUGUGCCCCUUUUAGCUUCUGGUCCCCUGGCUCUGGGGGAGAACGGUACGGUUAAGAUCUGGCCCCGGGCAGCACUUAGGAAACUGGCGGGCCACCAGGAAGGAAAACUCUGCACGCCAGGAUGGCAGAGGGAUGGACAGUGGUGCAGAGGUCCGUCUGCUCCCCUGCGUCACCCCUUCUCCCUUAUCAAUCACACUUGGGGCUUUGACCCUUUCUUUUUUAAAUCUACUUUUGCUAAGAUUCAUGUAAUUAAAAAAAUAAUUAAAAAGGAGGGGACACAAAAUGUAAACCUGUUUCCCUUGCCUCUUUGGCCUUGGAGAUGUCAUCACCGCCAGUUUGUUAGGUCGUUUCCAACUGUUAAUAAAGCAUUGAAAUAGCA
Ochotona curzoniae (black-lipped pika) is the source of this 5566-nucleotide messenger RNA. RefSeq names its product diaphanous related formin 1 (gene DIAPH1). The record is from RefSeq and is a predicted model, not a curated record. Gene Ontology annotation, cellular component: cytoplasm; actin filament. Gene Ontology annotation, biological process: actin filament polymerization; actin cytoskeleton organization. The transcript is spliced from 28 exons. Gene Ontology annotation, molecular function: small GTPase binding; microtubule binding; actin binding. The coding region runs from base 86 to 3901 and encodes 1271 amino acids. NCBI's taxonomy places the organism in Eukaryota, Metazoa, Chordata, Mammalia, Lagomorpha, Ochotonidae.